AUGAUUUUUACUUCUAGAUAUGAGAUUCCCAUUCCUGAGGUCGACCUCCUCACUUACAUAUUCGAGGAGUCGCAAUCAACGUCGACAGAUAAGCCUGUAUAUGUUGAGGCCCAUGACCCGACCCAACAACUCAAUAAAGUACAACUAGAGCAUACGUUAAAAUCCGUAGCUGCUGGAUUGCGGCAUGUGUUUAAGAUACGAGACGGCGAUGUUGUCUUGGGCUUUUGUGAGAAUUCUAUCCUAUACCCAGCGGUGAUUUUUGGAUCAAUUGCCGCCGGGGGAAUAUUUACUGGAGCCAAUCCGUCAUACACAUACUCUGAACUGGUCAACCAGCUCACCGUCUCGGGUGCCAAAUGUAUCGUUACCGACAGCCCUCGACUUGAAAUGGCGAAGAAAGCUGCAGAGGCUGCAGGCUUACCACCCAAUUCCUUGGUCCUCAUCGACUCGAAGGACAGUAGCGCGGUCGGUGGUGUUUCAUCUUUUCAAAGCUUGUUAGGAUACGGAACGUACUCUUGGGAGAUGAUAUCAGACCCCAAAAUUCUAGCUGAUAAGUAUGUUGCCAAUGUGGCUUCUUCACACUCCACCAAACCUGACAUAUCUCUUAGACCAGCAGUCCUCAAUUUCAGCAGUGGCACAACCGGUCUCCCUAAGGCUUGUGAGAUUACCCAUCGCAACUUGGUCGCCAACGCCGAACAAAAUCUGCACCUUGACCGUGUGGCAAGGAAGCGGAAAAAUGACCCUACCUUUGCAGCCAACGAUGUCCAUUGUGCUUUUCUUCCAUUCUACCAUGCUAUGGGCCUUAUCACUUUCUGCAUCUUGAACGUGAAACGAGGCUGCACCACCGUCGUCAUGCCAAAGUUUGACUUGAAGUCGUUUCUCAGCACGAUCCAAGACUUCAAAGUAACAUACCUAAUCCUCGCGCCCCCAGUGGUAUCAAUGCUGGUCAAGAGUCCCCUUAUUUGUCAGUACGACCUUUCAAGUGUGAAGUUUCUCGUGUGCGGAGCAGCACCACUCCAGGCCGAUGUGGAAAAGCGACUCGAGGCACUCUUCAGCAAGACAGGCGCUCGCAGCCGACAAGGAUGGGGUAUGAGCGAGGCUACCAUGUCCAUUUCGAUUUUUGGACCUGAUGAGUUUGAUCCCUCUCACGGGAGCGUUGGAUACCUGGUGGCCAAUAUGCAGCUCCAGAUUAUUGAUGAGAAUGGCAAAGCUCUUGGUUAUGACGAGGAAGGGGAGGCUAUACUUCGCGGGCCGAAUAUGUUCAAGGGUUACUAUAAGAACCCUGCUGCUACCAAAGAGGCUUUCACUGAUGAUGGCUGGGUCAAGACUGGGGACAUUGUCAAGAUUGAUAGGACUGGGCUGGUCACCAUCGUUGACCGCAAAAAGGAACUCAUCAAGGUCAAGGGAUUCCAGGUCGCACCAUCAGAACUGGAAGGCCAUCUUUUGGAGCACGAAGGUGUUUUAGACUGCGCAGUCAUUCGGGUUCUACGUGAUGGACAAGAACAUCCGCAAGCACACGUCGUGCGAAAGAAGCCGGAUGCGACAGCUGAGUCCAUCCUGUCAUUCAUGGACAAGCGCUUGUCUCCGGUCAAGCGAAUCACAGGCGGUAUCGUAUUCACCGAUGCCAUUCCAAAGUCCAGGUCUGGCAAGAUUCUGCGACGAUUGAUCAAGGAUGGCUUUGCUAGCAAGGACCCCAGUCCCCGUCUAUGA
Fusarium oxysporum Fo47 is the source of this 1707-nucleotide messenger RNA. RefSeq lists its product as uncharacterized. Gene Ontology annotation, biological process: secondary metabolic process. The transcript is spliced from 7 exons. Gene Ontology annotation, molecular function: CoA-ligase activity. Bases 1 to 1707 code for a protein of 568 amino acids. The record is from RefSeq and is a predicted model, not a curated record. Lineage: Eukaryota; Fungi; Ascomycota; Sordariomycetes; Hypocreales; Nectriaceae.